Messenger RNA from Saccostrea cuccullata (small rock oyster), 1101 nucleotides. RefSeq lists its product as uncharacterized. Gene Ontology annotation, molecular function: ubiquitin protein ligase activity; translation repressor activity. The record is from RefSeq and is a predicted model, not a curated record. Bases 1 to 1101 code for a protein of 366 amino acids. The transcript has 3 exons. Gene Ontology annotation, biological process: proteasome-mediated ubiquitin-dependent protein catabolic process; protein polyubiquitination; negative regulation of translation. Lineage: Eukaryota; Metazoa; Mollusca; Bivalvia; Ostreida; Ostreidae.
AUGUAUAGAUUGGUGUUACACAAAUCUGUCACAGUGUCGGGUGUUAGACGUGGUCGUCACAUUACCCAAGUGACACCAGACCGGUUCUGGGUCGCUGAUGGUGAUGGCAAUCUCAUACUGACAAACAUGGCGGGUGAUGAACUACGUCAUAUUACAAAUAUAAAUAGAGGUGUCCGUGGAGCACAUACUGUGACUGGGGACUGUUAUUUAAUUUAUAUAGACAGUGACCGAAACGUUAUUAAACUGUCUACAGAUCACAAAGUAAAGAUGAUACCGUACACGUCACCAUGGAUACCAAAAUGUGUCUACAGCUCCCCUUCCACUGGAGACCUGCUGGUGGUGAUGUAUAGAGGUGAUACAGAUACAAGCCAGGUCAACCGUUAUACUAACACAGGAGAACACAUACAGACCAUAGAGCAUGACAACACAGGUCAGGAGCUUUAUAAAUAUCCUAUCUACAUCACAGAGAACCGCAAUGGAGAUGUAAUUGUGUCUGACAUUGGCCGUUAUGCUGUAGUGGUGACAGAUAGUAGAGGGAGACAUCGCUUCUCUUACACAGGUCCUACAUCAGGAUCAGGACUAGAUCCACAUGGAAUCUGUACUGACGCGCUGUCACACAUCCUGGUGUGUGAUUGGUACACCCAGACAGUACAUAUACUGGAUUGUGACGGGCGACUCCUGUCACUGAUAGAGAUAGAACAACACGGGAUAAACAGACCACUGGGUCUGAGUUAUGAUGACAGAACUCACUGUGUCUGGAUGGGAUCAGACGACAACAACACAGUGAACAUUCACAGACUGGAACACUCCCUGACUGAGUUUCUGAAAAAGGAGGAAACCACUGUUUGUCAUGCCCGAGGAAUACUUGUUGGAUGUGGUGAGGCUGGGAAAACAACUCUACUGAAGCGAUUAAGAGAGCAAUGUCAGAAUCGUGGUGAAGUGAAAAAGUCGACUAAGGGACUAACAACACUGCUGAAGCGAUUAAGAGGGAAACGUCAGAAUGUUGAUGAAGUUACAGAGUCCACCAGGGGACUAGAAAUCCAUCAACAUCUCUUCAUUGUUAGAGAUGGAAUUUUAGAAGCUCCACUGAAUCAUGAAUAA